Messenger RNA from Amborella trichopoda, 1988 nucleotides. The record is from RefSeq and is a predicted model, not a curated record. NCBI's taxonomy places the organism in Eukaryota, Viridiplantae, Streptophyta, Magnoliopsida, Amborellales, Amborellaceae.
ACUUCUUUCCAGAUUUUACCAGUCGAUUUGUGUGAAACUCUUCAAAGAGAUCCAAGAAGAGCUAAACUUCUAGAGGUUAUAUUGGACCUAGGUCGUUACCCCGAGGCCCGUUUUCUUGGUGAAUGUGGGGGUCAGUAUUUGCGCAAUACCGAGGUAUCAAAAAAGGAGUUGGAGGAAGCUCAGAAUGCUGUUGGUGAAUUUGGAGAGGAUAAUAGGGCAGGCAUUGAGGGUACCCUGCAUAGAAUAUCUGCUAUACGUAGUAGGAAGGGCAUAAUAGUUGGCUUGACUUGCAGAGUUGGCCGAGCAGUUACUGGUCACGUUCAAAUGGUACGCGAUCUUUUGCAUUAUGGAGAGAGCAUCUUGUUCCUAGGAAGGCCGGGAGUAGGAAAGACUACGGUCAUGCGAGAGAUUGCACGUGUCUUGGCUGAUGAAUUGCAAAAAAGAGUGGUGAUUGUAGACACUAGCAAUGAGAUAGGUGGGGAUGGGGAUGUACCCCAUGCAGCAAUAGGGGGAGCUCGAAGAAUGCAGGUCCCAAAACCCUCAAUGCAACAUAGAGUUAUGAUUGAAGCAGUGGAGAAUCACAUGCCUGAAGUGGUCAUUGUUGAUGAAAUUGGCACUGAAGCAGAGGCAAUUGCAUGUCGCUCAAUUGCAGAGAGAGGAGUGAUGCUUAUUGGUACGGCCCAUGGAGAAAGGCUAGAAAAUAUAAUCAAGAACCCAACUCUUUCUGAUUUGGUCGGGGGCCUAGAGAAUGUCACCUUGGGAGACGAUGAAGCCCGGGCUAGGGGUUCUCAAAAAAGCAUUCUUGAAAGGAAAGCCCCUCCGACUUUUCCGUUCUUGAUUGAAAUGAGGGAGAGGAACUAUUGGGUUGCACAUCGGACGGAAAGAAGUGUUGAUGCUUUACUCCAUGGCGAAAAGCCUCUUGUGGAGGUGAGAAAGAGGGAUGAGAACUUUAAGGUUGUUAUUGAAAGAUGGAAACCAUAUGAUGGUGAGGGUAUCUAACCCUCAUUGCAUUUAUUUGCAAUGAGCAGGCUUGUAAUAAGACUCUAUCACUGUUUCUCUCUGAGCAGUCAAAUGUGCUCUCUCCAGGUAUGUCCAUAUUAAAAUACGUUUGAAUUUACUGUGGAUAUACAUGUGCUUAUUGUGUUUCAAACUUCUUCUCGUUAGAAAUCUAUUUUCCCUUCAUAUAUGUGUUUAUAGUUUGAAAUUUAGGGAGCAUAGUUAGCCAUAGAAAAGGAUAGGUGCUUAGCCCAUGGAAGAAAAUGUCAAGACACAGUUUUAGAUUCUGGAAAACUCAAAGAGCAUUCGAGGGCUACUACUCUGAACCAUAAGCAAUAGAAACACUUGCACAUGCGCAUGCAUGUGCUGCACACGCAUACAUGUAUAUUUCUAAUGUAAGCACUGGGUGUUCAAGUUUUAAACAUGAGUGAGGAACACAAUCAACACAUAUUUUGUGUGUCCAAUUGGUACAUUUGGUUGUAACGAUACCUAAUGAAUCCAAUAUUUUAGGCACCCCACCAUGCUAUUUUAUUUACAUAUUAAUCAGUUAAAUCUGUGGAUUUCUUUUGGGUAGUUCAUGUAAAGAGCAUGAAUCCUUAAUAUGUGUGUUAAAACUCUGUUGAUUUUUUAAUGUGUUCUUGCGUUUUCGGACUGUUUAUCAGUGAAUGUGUACUUACGCUUUCAGACCUUUUUUUUUUUUUCCAAAUUUGAAUUUCCAUUUUAUUAGGUGGUACACUUGCAAAACGAUAAUUUCGGCUCACUAUAGAUGUGUUAAUUCAGUGAAGCAUGAAGGCAUACUUGUGAUGACCAAGAUGGUGUAGAGGUUACCUCCUGCUUUAUCUUGAAGUUCUACUAGUAACAUUGUGUCUAUUACAACCAGGAAUUAACAAGAAUGUGUUAUUUUAGAGUGCAUGAUUAAUGCUGGGUGUAGCAUAUUAUUCGAUUAUAUGACUUUCUCUAGAGUAAUAUAUUUCCAUUUGGAAUGGUUCAAA